CUUGAGGAACAAAAGUUACCAUAUUCUAAGAGUAGAGGAGGCAGAGGUGGUGGAAGAGGAGGUGAUCGUGGAGGUUUUAGAGGUGGAAGAGGAGGUGAUCGUGGUGGUUUUAGAGGUGGCAGAGGUGGUGGAAGAGGAGGUGAUCGUGGAGGUUUUAGAGGUGGAAGAGGAGGAGAUCGUGGAGGAUUUAGAGGUGGACGAGGUGGAGGAAGAGGAAGAGGAGGAGGUCGAAUGGGUGGUGGCAAAAAGACAUUUGUUGAACCUCAUAGACAUGAAGGUGUUUACAUUGCUAGAGCAAAGGAGGAUUCUCUUGUUACCAAAAAUUUAGUAAUUGGUGAAUCUGUGUAUGGAGAAAAGCGAAUUUCUGUUGAGGAUGAAAAUGGAAAAGUUGAAUACAGAAUAUGGAAUCCAUUUAGAUCUAAACUGGCUGCUGCUAUACUUGGUGGAAUAGACCAAAUUCAUAUGUCACCUGGUUCAAAGGUUUUGUAUCUUGGAGCAGCAUCUGGUACAACAGUUUCUCAUGUGGCUGACAUUGUUGGACCAGAAGGAUUAGUUUAUGCUGUUGAAUUUUCUCAUCGGUCAGGACGUGAUCUAAUAGGUGUUGCACAGAAAAGAACAAAUAUUGUACCAAUAAUUGAAGAUGCACGUCAUCCACAUAAAUAUAGAAUGGUUGUUGGAAUGGUUGAUACCAUAUUUGCUGAUGUAGCUCAACCAGAUCAAGCUCGUAUUGUAGCAAUAAAUGCUCAUCACUAUCUCAAAGCUGGUGGUCAUUUUGUAAUAUCUAUAAAAGCCAAUUGUAUUGAUUCUACAGCAGAACCAGAAGCAGUAUUUGCAGGUGAAGUAAAAAAAUUACAAGCAGAAAGAAUGAAACCUCAGGAACAAAUAACACUUGAGCCAUAUGAAAGAGAUCAUGCAGUUGUUGUAGGAAUAUAUAGGCCUCCUCCUAAAGAGAAAUGAAGACAAUUUUCCAGCCUUUACAAAAUGUUACUAAUAAAUUUUUUUUAUUAUAAACCAAAUAGUGGAUCUGGUUAUGUUAGUUAAACAUUUGCCAUACAAAAAGUAAUUCAGCAUCAACAUUUUAUAGUAUAUAAGUAAAGUAUAUAUUGUUGGAAUAUGGACAUAUUUUAUUCAAAUCCAAUGAGGUGAAUUUCAUAUAAAGGUAAAAUGAUAUAUUUAUACAACAGUUUGAAAUUUAUGAACAUAAAUUGAUAUUGUGAGAAC
Molecule: messenger RNA, 1221 nt
Organism: Centruroides sculpturatus (bark scorpion)
Lineage: Eukaryota; Metazoa; Arthropoda; Arachnida; Scorpiones; Buthidae
Gene: Fib
Product: rRNA 2'-O-methyltransferase fibrillarin-like
Exons: 8
Biological process (GO): box C/D sno(s)RNA 3'-end processing; rRNA methylation
Cellular component (GO): box C/D methylation guide snoRNP complex; small-subunit processome; Cajal body
Molecular function (GO): rRNA methyltransferase activity; histone H2AQ104 methyltransferase activity; RNA binding
Source: RefSeq, a predicted model, not a curated record